Molecule: messenger RNA, 1278 nt
Organism: Oryza brachyantha (malo sina)
Lineage: Eukaryota; Viridiplantae; Streptophyta; Magnoliopsida; Poales; Poaceae
Product: replication factor C subunit 4
Exons: 7
Coding region: 58-1065 (335 amino acids)
Biological process (GO): DNA-templated DNA replication; DNA repair
Cellular component (GO): DNA replication factor C complex; nucleus
Molecular function (GO): DNA binding; ATP binding; ATP hydrolysis activity
Source: RefSeq, a predicted model, not a curated record
UUUUCCCUCCACCGCGGCACGGUUUUCCCCCCUUCUCCCGCGCAUCCGCCCCGCGCCAUGGCCGCCUCCUCCUCCGCCACCGCCCCCGCCCUCGCCGAGGCCUACGACAUCCCGUGGGUGGAGAAGUACCGCCCCACCCGCGUCGCGGACGUCGUCGGCAACUCCGACGCUGUAAGCCGCCUCGAGGUCAUCGCCCGCGACGGCAACAUGCCAAACCUAAUCCUCUCCGGACCUCCGGGCACGGGGAAAACUACGAGCAUCCUGGCGCUGGCGCACGAACUGCUCGGACCUAGCUACCGCGAGGCCGUGCUGGAGCUCAAUGCCUCGGACGACAGGGGUCUGGACGUGGUGCGGAACAAAAUCAAGAUGUUUGCGCAGAAAAAGGUCACGCUGCAACCAGGGCGGCACAAGGUUGUCAUCUUGGAUGAGGCCGACAGCAUGACGUCUGGAGCACAGCAAGCACUAAGGAGAACAAUGGAAAUCUAUUCCAACACCACAAGGUUUGCACUUGCGUGCAACACUUCGUCUAAGAUCAUUGAACCCAUUCAAAGCCGUUGUGCUAUUGUACGAUUCUCAAGGCUCUCUGAUCAGGAAAUUCUUGGCCGACUCAUGGUUGUGGUGGCAGCUGAGAAGGUUCCUUAUGUGCCAGAGGGGCUCGAAGCAAUCAUCUUUACUGCUGAUGGUGAUAUGAGGCAAGCUUUGAACAACUUGCAAGCUACAGUUAGUGGGUUUCGUUUUGUUAAUCAAGAAAAUGUGUUCAAGGUAUGUGAUCAGCCACAUCCAUUGCAUGUCAAGAAUAUGGUGAAAAAUGUCCUCGAUGGAAAGUUUGAUGAGGCCUGCUCUGCUCUGAAGCAACUAUAUGAUUUGGGGUACUCUCCCACUGACAUAAUCACUACUCUCUUCCGGGUUAUCAAGAACUACGACAUGGCUGAAUAUCUAAAACUGGAACUGCUGAAGGAAACUGGAUUUGCUCACAUGAGAAUCUGUGAUGGUGUUGGGUCAUUCCUUCAGCUAUCAGGCCUUCUCGCAAAAUUUGCGUUGGUGAGAGAAACAGCAAAAGCAUGAGCUUGUUGCAGAUGGUAGUAGCUGUACGUGCAACUGCUCUGGCACGGUAACCUAAUCAUUUCAGUUAACAAUGUUCUCAUGCAUGGCUCGCUGCGUACAAUUCUGUCAUCAUUUCAGUGUGUAAGAUAGUGCCUUGCUUAAGUAGAACAAUCUUUGUUUAUGGAUUGGCUCACUUGAGUAAAACAUCUAGUAGUAUAUUUUGUUUCUGUUGAA